This is a messenger RNA of Cucurbitaria berberidis CBS 394.84, 5135 nucleotides long. Its product is annotated as multidrug resistance-associated protein 1. Gene Ontology annotation, biological process: transmembrane transport. Gene Ontology annotation, cellular component: membrane. The record is from RefSeq and is a predicted model, not a curated record. Lineage: Eukaryota; Fungi; Ascomycota; Dothideomycetes; Pleosporales; Cucurbitariaceae. The coding region runs from base 92 to 4711 and encodes 1539 amino acids. The transcript has 10 exons. Gene Ontology annotation, molecular function: ATP hydrolysis activity; ABC-type transporter activity; ATP binding.
CACGGGCAAGAGUUCUGUCUUCACCGCCGCUCGACAACAGUUACCUUGACUCUACGACAUAGAGUGCGGCAUCGCCAUAUAAGUACGAUCGAUGCAGGGACAGCAGACUCCCUUUCUCCCCACCAUCCCGCUUGUACACGGCUAUCUCACGGCGUCGAAGCACCAACGACAACCAUUAUGUGGCAAUAGCGAAGGAUGGGGCCCGAUAAGCCCUAUACGCUAUGACUUCACACCGUGUUUUCUCGAUGUUUGGAUAGCCGUGGUAGCAGCGUUUGGCAUUGUGGGAGGUGCCGGCGCAUUGUGGUAUCUUUACAGGAAUUGCCCACCGCAGCCUGUGAAGCGCAAUUGGCAUUUCUUUGCGAAACUGAUUGCCCUAGGUGCGCUUAUUGUCACAACCGCAGUGCAAGCUGCACUUCAGAUCGAAUACUACAAAGAUGUUUGGGCUGGCGACUUUCGCUUCUGGACCAGUAUUAUGACUAUAGUCUCCCUCGGUGUCGUAUUCUACAUCCAGUAUAUCGAGCAUUGGAGGUCGCGGAACGCCAACGGCGUGGCCCUCUUCUACUGGCUCCUCCUCCUCAUCGCAUACGCCGUCAAGCUCCGCUCGCUCGUAGCCCAACAAUUACAUCGCGAACAUGUCGCAUACUUCGCCGUAUUCUGCACUAGUGUUGGACUGGCUGCGCUUUCGUUUGUUCUGGAAUGGUUGGUUCCGAAACGCAUGAGCGAUUACGAUAUGCUAGGAGACGACGAUGAAUGCCCAUACGAAUACGCUGAUGUUUUCUCCGUCUUGACUUUUGGCUGGAUGACCCCCUUGAUGAAGCGCGGCUACAACACUUUUCUCACGCAGGACGAUCUGUGGAACCUGCGAAAGCGAGACUCAACCCGACACACAUCAGAGACAUUUGAGAAGGCAUGGGCAAAGGAGAUGGAAAAGAAGCACCCGUCUUUGUGGCUAGCAUUUUUUCGCUCGUUUGGUGGCCCUUACUUCAGAGGUGCAGCCAUCAAGAGCAUAAGCGACAUCUUAAACUUUGCUCAACCGCAGCUGCUGAGGCUCCUGAUUAGCUUCGUACAUUCCUACCACGUCGGUAAGCCUCAGCCUGUAAUACGAGGCGCUGCCAUUGCACUCGGCAUGUUUGCCGUUUCCAUAUCCCAGACUGCCUGCCUACAUCAAUAUUUCCAGCGAUCCUUCGAGACGGGCAUGCGCAUCAAAUCUUCUCUCACCGCUGCCAUCUACUCCAAGUCUACUCGCUUGUCAAACGAAGGCAGGGCGUCGAAAUCCACCGGCGACAUCGUCAACUACAUGGCCGUGGAUACUCAGCGACUUCAGGAUCUGGCUCAGUACGGACAGCAGCUAUGGUCAGCUCCAUUCCAAAUCGUAUUGUGUAUGCUUUCGCUGUACCAGCUGGUCGGCUACAGCUGCUUUGCAGGCGUAGCUGCCAUGUUCGUUAUGAUACCAGUCAACGGCGUCAUCGCACGAUGGAUGAAGACACUACAGAAAGAACAGAUGAAGAACAAGGAUGCACGUACGAAACUCAUUUCAGAGAUUCUAAACAACAUGAAGUCGAUCAAACUGUACGCCUGGACGACAGCGUUCGCGAGUCGCCUGAAUCAUAUUCGUAAUGACCAGGAGCUCAAGACACUACGCAAAAUAGGCGCCACACAGGCUUUCUCCACGUUUACGUGGUCCACCACCCCAUUCCUUGUAUCCUGCUCGACGUUUGGUGUGUUUGUUUUAACGCAGAAUCGCCCAUUGACGACCGACAUUGUCUUCCCUGCUCUUACGCUCUUCAAUCUCCUUACGUUCCCUCUCGCCAUCCUUCCAAUGGUUAUUACGGCGAUUGUUGAGGCUAGCGUUGCCGUAGGCCGCAUCACCGGAUACCUGACCGCAGAUGAACUCCAAGAGAAUGCCGUCAUUCGUGAGAGCGCUGUGCAAGAAAACGGCGACGAAUCAGUCCGCAUCCGAGAUGCAAGCUUUACCUGGGACAGGAGUGCUGAGCGUCGUGCACUUCACAACAUCAAUCUCAGUGUACACAAGGGAGAGCUCGCGUGCAUUGUUGGUCGUGUAGGAUCAGGGAAGUCGUCGCUUCUGCAAGCAGUGCUAGGCGAUUUGUGGAAGAUCCAUGGAGAAGUCGUGCUUCGAGGAAAGACCGCCUAUGUACCUCAAUCAGCUUGGGUGAUGAACGCCUCCGUACGAGAGAACAUCGUAUUUGGGCACCGGUGGGAUCCUCAGUUCUACGAAAAGACUGUCCAGGCGUGCGCAUUGCGCGAUGACUUCGCACAGCUUCCAGAUGGCGACCAAACGGAAGUUGGCGAACGGGGGAUCUCCUUGUCCGGGGGGCAGAAGGCUAGACUUACCCUAGCUCGAGCUGUCUAUGCCCGCGCGGAUGUCUAUCUUCUUGACGAUUGUUUGUCGGCGGUCGAUCAGCAUGUCGGAAGGCACUUGAUUGACAACGUUCUCGGUCCGAAGGGUCUCUUAGCCGGAAAGACAAGGAUCCUUGCGACGAAUUCCAUUACAGUGCUCAUGGAAGCUGACAAUAUUCUACUUCUGCGAGAGGGUACAAUCCUUGAGCGGGGUAGCUACGACCAGCUUAUGGCGAUGAAAGGUGAGAUCGCAAACCUGAUCAAGACAUCACAGAACGAGGACCAAGGAGAAGCCGACAGUAAUCAAACGUCCGAGAGCAUCAUGAGCGAUGAAGAGUCUACUGUGUAUGGCGGAAGCCCAGUCGAUAAUGAGGAUGAGGAAGAUCGCGUAGAAGCCGAAGCCGCACAAGAGAAUACUGCGUAUCUUGCACCCUUGAAAACCGCAGGCGAGGCUGCUCGUAAGGUUAGCUUUCAUACUCUUCGCCGUGCCAGCACCGCAAGCUUCAAAGGACCUCGCGGCAAAGUUGCGGACGAAGAGGAUGGCGGGCUGAAGAGUAAGCAAUCGAAGGAGUUCUCGGAGCAAGGCAAAGUUAAGUGGUCUGUGUAUGGUGAAUACGCAAAGACUAGCAAUCUCGCGGCUGUCGUCAUCUACUUGUUACUGCUUCUCGGAGCGCAGACUGGAUCCAUUGGCGCAAGUGUGUGGCUUAAAAACUGGUCAGAAGUUAAUCAGCGAUACGGCGGGAACCCCAACGUGGGCAAGUUCAUCGGCAUCUACUUCGCGUUUGGCGUUGGAUCUGCUGCACUCGUCGUCGUACAGACGCUCAUUCUCUGGAUCUUCUGUUCGAUCGAGGCUAGCCGUAAGCUACAUGAGCGGAUGGCGUUCGCGAUAUUCCGCUCUCCAAUGAGUUUCUUCGAAACGACUCCUGCAGGACGCAUCCUGAACAGAUUUUCAAGUGACAUUUACCGCGUGGAUGAAGUACUAGCCCGAACGUUUAAUAUGCUCUUCGUCAAUUCCGCCCGAGCCGGGUUCACCCUUGUUAUUAUCUCUGCCUCCACCCCUAUCUUCGUUGCGCUCAUCUUGCCACUGGGCGCGCUUUACUUGUACAUCCAGAGGUAUUAUCUGCGGACCUCGCGGGAGUUAAAACGGCUCGAUAGCGUUAGCCGCAGCCCUAUAUAUGCGCACUUUCAGGAGUCCCUCAGCGGCAUGAGCACGAUCCGUGCGUACCACCAGCAAAAGCGUUUCGAGCUGGAGAACGAGUGGCGAGUGGAUGCGAAUCUACGCGCCUAUUACCCUUCUAUCAGCGCCAACCGAUGGCUAGCAGUUCGACUGGAACUUAUUGGCUCAGUCAUCAUUUUGGCCGCCGCUGGUUUCGCUAUCAUCUCUGUCACUAGCCAUAGCGGCCUGUCCGCUGGCAUGGUGGGUCUGGUGAUGUCAUAUGCCCUCCAGAUUACUCAGAGCCUGAACUGGAUCGUUCGGCAGACCGUUGAAGUGGAGACUAACAUCGUGUCGGUCGAACGAGUCCUUGAAUAUGCAGCUCUGCCGAGCGAAGCGCCAGAGAUCAUCUCUAAGAACAGGCCGCCAAUCAGCUGGCCUUCUCAGGGCGCUGUCACGUUCAACGACUACAGCACCCGGUAUCGGCCGGGUCUGAAUUUAGUUCUGAAGAACAUUAACCUUCAAAUUAAGCCAAAGGAGAAAAUUGGGGUGGUCGGACGCACAGGAGCAGGCAAGAGCUCACUUACUCUAGCGCUGUUCCGUAUCAUUGAACCCGCAGAGGGUUUUGUGAGCAUUGAUAAGCUUAAUACAAGCACCAUUGGCCUGCUUGACCUCCGUAGACGAUUAGCCAUAAUUCCGCAAGACGCCGCGCUUUUCGAGGGAACUGUACGAGACAAUCUCGACCCGGCCCACGUUCAUGAUGACACUGAGCUCUGGAGUGUAUUGGACCACGCACGCCUCAAAGACCACGUUUCGAGUAUGCCAGGGAAGCUGGACGCCCAUAUUAAUGAAGGAGGGUCCAACCUCAGCUCUGGGCAACGACAACUUGUCUCGUUAGCGCGCGCACUUCUAGCACCUAGCAAUAUCCUGGUCUUGGAUGAAGCAACGGCCGCCGUCGACGUAGAAACGGACGCGUUGCUUCAAACUACACUACGAAGCAGCAUGUUCAACAACAAAACCAUCAUCACAAUUGCUCAUAGGAUCAACACGAUUCUCGACUCGGACAGAAUCAUUGUGCUUGACAAGGGUACGGUGGCCGAGUUUGAUACACCUGCUGAGCUGGUUCGACGGAAAGGCCUAUUCUACGAACUGGUCAAGGAAGCUAAUCUCCUUAACUCUCUCGAUAUGUCACAAUCAUAAAUAGGGUUUAUACAGCCAGGUGGGAGGGUGCGAAGUGCCGGUGGAUGUGAAGGCAUAUCGGAUCAUUCUUGCAGAAGAUGGCUAAGACCAGCUACCUGGCGUGCGGAUGGGCUUCCCCGGAAUGGCGCAGCGCCUCACCUUCACAAAUAGCAGUCAAGCGCGGUGGACGUUCCAUCACUGGCCUAGAGGCGUCGCGACGACGUCGGUUACACAAGGAGGCUGCCACAUGACAGCGUUAAGUGGAGAUGGGUGGGAAAAAGCAAAAUUGAUGACACCAUUGUUCGGUGAACUUGGAAUAACCAAACUUAGUGUACAUGGCGAGGCUCAACAUGAAUAAUCGCCGAAUAUAUUUCUCUCUGUUAUCUUAUACUUUAGUAUGAAGCAUCAUUGCAGCCUGUUAUUGCUGAAUUAAAUUGAGCCUCAC